This is a messenger RNA of Neltuma alba, 962 nucleotides long. Its product is annotated as cystinosin homolog. The transcript has 9 exons. The record is from RefSeq and is a predicted model, not a curated record. Gene Ontology annotation, biological process: L-cystine transport. Gene Ontology annotation, molecular function: L-cystine transmembrane transporter activity. The annotation marks the transcript as partial. Lineage: Eukaryota; Viridiplantae; Streptophyta; Magnoliopsida; Fabales; Fabaceae. Gene Ontology annotation, cellular component: vacuolar membrane.
AUGAAUGAGACGUGUGAUUAUGACACCAAAUAUGAGCUGAUGAACUGAGGACUGGAAUUAGGGCAACAAACUGAAGUUGAUUUGCUUGUUAAUUGGACAAAGAGUUACCGUAACUAGAGGACAAAAAUUUACCUCAGCCGAGCAAGCCCUCCACGUCAAAAAUGGCAUCUUGGAAUUCGGUCCCACUUCAUGUGUCAUACGAAGUUUUGGGUUGGUUGACUUUUGUUUGCUGGUCUAUCAGUUUCUACCCUCAAGUUUACUUGAAUUAUCGUAGGAAAAGUGUUGUGGGAUUGAACUUCGAUUUUGUGCUGUUGAAUCUCACGAAGCACUCAUCCUAUAUGUUAUACAAUACAUCUCUAUACUUCAGCCCUACUGUUCAAAAGCAAUACAAAGAUAAGUACGGUCAAAAUGAGAUGAUACCUGUAGCAGCAAAUGAUGUUGCUUUCUCAUCUCAUGCUGUUCUACUCACUGCAAUUACCUUGUUCCAGAUUGCAAUCUAUGAACGUGGAAAUCAGAAGUUGUCCAAAAUAGCUUGUGGAAUUGUGUUCAUAACUUGGUUAGUUGUCACAAUCUGCUUCUUCAUAGCUUUGCCUGAACACCAUUGGCUGUGGCUUCUCUCAAUAUUGAAUGUGAUUCAAGUUUGUAUGACGACAAUAAAAUAUAUACCUCAGGCUGUCAUGAACUUCCUGAGAAAAAGUACAGAAGGCUGGAGCAUUGGGAACAUUCUGCUUGAUUUUUCUGGAAGCGUUGGAAACUAUGCUCAAAUGCUCAUGCAGUCAAUAGAUCAAGGUUCUUGGAUGAACUUCUAUGGAAAUAUAGGAAAAGUAAUGCUAUCUUUGAUUUCUGUAUUCUUUGACAUUCUGUUCAUGUUCCAACUUAUGUGCUAUUAUUGGCACAACAAAGGCCCAGAGGCAAAGAUUGCUCCUGAAGUUGACAUCACCAAGUCUCUUGAUAGACCAAUG